AUACGGAUCUAGCAGACUAAAGGAGGUCUCUUGGAAGAUGUAUAUCGCUGGGUCCUUGAGAACCUAGCCUUUAGACAAUGGAGAGAUGACGAAAAAGCCCGACUUCUUUGGAUUCGAGGUGACCCUGGCAAGGGUAAGACAAUGCUAGUCUGUGGCAUCAUCGAUGAGCUGCGGAAGUCGAUCAGCGGCUCAAAUUCUUCAUCAUUUUUCUUUUUCCAAGCCGCUGAUUCACGUAUCAAUAACGCCACGUCAGUUCUUCGCUGCCUCAUCCGUCAGCUUGUCGACAAACACCCAUCGCUUAUCUCACACCUACGAAAGCAUUACGAUCAAUACGAAGACGCGAUUUCUUGGUAUACACUGUCUCAAGUAUUUACCGACAUCCUCGAAGAUCAAACUAUGCCGCGCACCUUCCUGGUGAUUGACGGUCUUGAUGAGUGCCAGGCCGGUCUUUCGGGUCUUCUCCACAAGAUCAUGCAAGACUGGUCGUUAUACUCCCACGUUAAAUGGCUCGUUUCGAGUCGCAACUGGCCUAGUAUCAGGGAACGACUAGGCACUGCGGAGCAAUUGUCCCUUGAGUUAAAUGCUGCAUCCGUCUCCACUGCCGUCGGGCUAUAUAUUGAUUAUAAAGCCCGUGAAGUAGCAACGCGGAAAGAGUAUAAUGACCAGACCCAAAAGGCAGUUCAGCAAUAUUUAACUACAAACGCAGACGGGACAUUCCUCUGGGUUGCGUUAGUCUGCCUCUAUUUGGAGAACGUGCGAUGGGACCCUAUUGCUAAAAUGAAAACGUUUCCUCCUGGCCUUGAUUCUCUGUAUCGACGCAUGAUGCAAGAAAUUCGUGAAUCAGGUGAGGAUGUGCUGUGUUGGGAAAUACUCGGCUUCAUGGUAACUGCUUAUCGUCCUAUGAAGCUAAAGGAACUGGCAUCUCUCAGUGAGGUUCUGGCAGAUCAUUCCAACGACCCAGAGACUCUGGAAAAAGCCAUGAGUCUAUGUGGAUCCUUCUUGACAGUUCGUGAAGGAACCGUGUACUUUGUACACCAGUCCGCCAAGGAUUUUCUUUCAGGAAAGGCUUCUGGCGAGCUCUUUCCUUCGGGAAUAGAGUUGGUCCAUCAUACUAUUUUUUCAAAGUCGUUAUCCAAAAUGGAACUGGCUCUGCGCCGUGACAUUUAUUCUCUCCACAGUCCGGGAUUUCCUAUCGACAAAGUUAAGCGCCCUCAGCCAGACCCAUUAGGCUCUGUGCAGUAUUUGUGCAUCUAUUGGAUCUACCAUUUGCAUGAUGCUCGUCAUAUCGCAGCACGAGAGCACUCUCAAACUUGCGACAAGAUCUAUGAUUUCUUGUCCAACAAGUAUCUUAAUUGGCUGGAGGCUCUUAGUCUUCUACAAAGCAUAACACAGGCGAUUAGUUCAGUGUCAAAACUGGAGGACUUGGUUCAGAAGAAAUGGUCAGGAUGUUCCGAUUUAGCUAAACUUGUUCAUGAUGCCCACCGAUUCAUUCGCUACUUUAAGGGGGCCAUAGAAAUCAGUCCUUUGCAAGUGUAUUGGUCCGCACUCUUGUUCAGUCCAGCCUGCAGUAUAAUACGGCGACAAUACGAGCAUGAGCAGCCCCAAUGUUUCCUAUUUAGACCAACUAUGGAGGAUAACUGGAGUGCUUGCCUGCAGACGCUCAAGGGCCAUACCGGCUGGGUCAGCUCCGUGGUCUUCUCGGGGGAUUCCAAGAUGGUCGCCUCGGCAUCAGAUGAUGAGACCGUCAAGAUCUGGGAUGCCAACAGUGGCCAUUGCCUGCAGACGCUCGAGGGCCAUAGUGACCAGGUCAACUCCGUGGUCUUCUCGGGGGAUUUAAAGGUGGUCGCCUCGGCGUCUCGUGAUGAGACCGUUAAGAUCUGGGAUGCCAGCAGUGGCCAUUGCCUGCAGACGCUCGAAGGCCAUAGUGACUGGGUCAACUUUGUGGUCUUCUCGGGGUGUUCCAAGAUAGUCGCCUCAGCGUCAGAUGAUAGAACCGUCAAGAUCUGGGAUACCAGCAGCGGCCAUUGCCUGCAGACGCUCGAGGGCCAUACCGGCCGAGUCGACUCCGUGGUCUUCUCGGGGGAUUCUAAGAUGGUCGCCUCGGCGUCAGGUGAUAAGACCGUGAAGAUCUGGGAUGCCAACAGUGGCCAUUGCCUGCAGACACUCGAAGGCCAUAGUGACUGGGUCAACUUUGUGGUCUUCUCGGGGGAUUCUAAGAUGGUCGCCUCGGCGUCAGGUGAUAAGACCGUCAAGAUCUGGGAUGCCAGCAGUGGCCGUUGUCUCCAGACGGUACAUGCUGGAAGUUUUGUCGAGGUCAAAUCAUUCGAUCUAACCAACUGGUAUCUUGAACUUAAUAGAAGCGCCAUUCACUUAUCCUUAGGCUCAUGUGGUACACCAGUUAAGCCCACUCCCGAAGCACCGACAUUCCAGGGGUAUGGAAUCAGUCAUGAUCGAGUGUGGAUCACCUCGGACGCAGUAAAUCUGUUAUGGCUACCCCCAGAGUACCGACCUCGUGCCUUCGAUACUACCCAAUCAGGUAUUUGCCUCGCCUGUGCAACCGGACGAGUGUUGAUCUUCAAUAUUGGUUCCUAAAGAAUUCCACACUUCCUUACCAUGUUCUAAAUCCAGUUUUAUAAGUCCUUCUUUUUUGUAAAACAAUACUUAUCAUUGUAGCAGCUUCCUAUACAAUA
Aspergillus pseudotamarii is the source of this 2690-nucleotide messenger RNA. RefSeq lists its product as uncharacterized. Bases 142 to 2592 code for a protein of 816 amino acids. NCBI's taxonomy places the organism in Eukaryota, Fungi, Ascomycota, Eurotiomycetes, Eurotiales, Aspergillaceae. The transcript is spliced from 2 exons. Gene Ontology annotation, molecular function: protein binding. The record is from RefSeq and is a predicted model, not a curated record.